Paramisgurnus dabryanus is the source of this 2707-nucleotide messenger RNA. RefSeq lists its product as uncharacterized. Gene Ontology annotation, biological process: regulation of transcription by RNA polymerase II. Gene Ontology annotation, molecular function: RNA polymerase II cis-regulatory region sequence-specific DNA binding; DNA-binding transcription factor activity. The record is from RefSeq and is a predicted model, not a curated record. NCBI's taxonomy places the organism in Eukaryota, Metazoa, Chordata, Actinopteri, Cypriniformes, Cobitidae.
AAGAAGCUCACAGACGAGUCGAGCAGCAAUGUUCAUCAUGAGAGAUGAGAUGGAUGAGAUGUGCUGUAAAUCAGUAGGAACUGAUCUGUCUAUGCUGGAUAUUGAUGAUUUGAUGACAGAAAUCUCUCAGCUGAAGAAAGAGGUGGUGUUACUGGAGUCAAAGCUCAGACAGAGAGAUGAACUCAACACAAAGGAUGUAUCUGGUGUCUGUCUCUGUGGCUUCACUGAUCAAACAUCUACAGAGCUUCUGGUUUCUGUCUGUAAUGAUGAAGACCAGAAGACAUCAGUGAAUCUGAUGGACUGUGAGAUGGAAGUGAAAGAAGUCACAGAAGAAGAGAUAGAUGAAGGUGGUUUGAUUUAUCCAGACCUGACGGAGGUCAAACAAGAAGUCACAGAAGCAAGAGAACAGACAGAUGAAGAUCUGGUAGUGAAGGAGGAAAGUUCACCAUUCAGUAUAAUGGAGGAGAAAUCUCAUCAUUUUAUACCCAAGGAAGAAUCUCUGAGCUGCUUAAUGAAUGAGAAGAAUUUGUCACCAAAAAAGAGAAACAAACAAAAAACAACAGCCAAGGAUCCUUUUAUGUGUCCUCAGUGCAGACAGAUUUUCAGCCUUAAAUCUGCACUUAAAAGGCACAUGAAUCUUCACCAUGGAGAUACACUGAACAGAUGUGAUCAGUGUGGGAAGAGCUAUAAAAGUAAAUAUUAUCUAAAUGUGCACACAAGAAGACUUCACACUAGAGAAAAGCCUCACAGAUGCGAUCAGUGUGGGAAGGCCUACAUUCGUAAGUGUGAACUUACCAUCCACAUGAGAGUUCACACUGGAGGUAAACCGUACAGCUGUGAUCAGUGUGGAAAGAGCUUCAUUCGUAAAUGCCACCUUAAAGAGCACAUGGGCAUCCACAUUGCAGAAAAGCCUUUUAGAUGUGAUCAGUGUGGAAAGAGCUUUGGUCGUAGGUCAUACUUUAAUGUGCACAUGAGAAAUCAUACAGGAGAAACACCUAACAGCUGUUGUCAAUGUGGUAAAAGCUUUAAAGAUAAAUACUAUCUUAAUGUACACAUCAUGAGACAUCACACUGGAGAAAAACCGUACAGCUGUGACCAGUGUGGUAAAAGCUUUAAAGAUAAAUACUAUCUAAAUAUACACAUCAUGAGACAUCACACUGGAGAAAAACCAUAUAGCUGUGACCAGUGUGGAAAGGGCUUCAUUCGUAAGGGUGAACUUAAUCAGCACAUGAAACGUCACUCUGGAGAAAAACCUCACAGCUGUGAUCAGUGUGGAAAGAGCUUCAUUCGCAAAUCUUGUCUUAAUGUGCACAUGAAAAUUCAUACUAGAGAAAAACUUCAACAGAUGUGAUCAGUAGAGGUGUAACGGUUCUUGAUAAAAAUCAGAACAGUGCCGUUCACCUCCCUAGGGUCGGUACGUGGUUCAACGGCAGUUCAUCAACGCAUCUAGAAUGAAAGUUUCGAUGAAGCAACAAAAACAGCUGAAGCUCUGUUAACCACUGCGUGUGACUGUUCUGUUACUUGUGUCUCACAUCCUUUAGGGGGCGUGUACACAAAAGCAUUUAAACGUGGUUGAAAACGGCAGGCAGACACCGACUGUACUCAUUGCCACCUUUUUUAGCUGAGCACUUUGUUUGCUAUGAUACAUCUGCUUUGUUUAUUAGUAAUUGAACGAUGCUACGGUUGAUUGUUGUGUUAUGUAUCCUGCCCCCUCCUCCACUGUGAUUGGACGACCAAGUGAGAAGUGACAUUGAUGAGCUAAGCAUUUUCGCAAAGUUGAACAUUUUUUCAACUGUCAGUGCUGAGUGCAGAAAAAACGUCGAGUGCAGGCACUCAGUGCGAACAAAACCCACCAGCUACUGCCGUUUUUGGAAAGCGCUGCGCUUCCUUUGGAAACAAUUGAAAACAUACGUCAGCGUAAACGCCUUGGUGUGCACGCCCACUUGCAGUAGUAGAGCUGUCCAGUAAACUGCACGUGACAUUCCGAUAACAUCAUAAAUUCAAUAUUCAAAACAAAACUGCAGACAUUGUUCUGCGCAAGUCCCGCUUGCUACUGUAUAACAUUAGACAUAAAUACGAGGUCGUGUGUUAAUGUGCAUACAUGGGGAAUACAUUGACAUUUUCAAUUUCUAACAUACCCAGGAGUGUCACAGCUUUCUGAAACAGCCCCCAGUUUGGUUCUGUACAAAAUACGCAGUGUUUCUAUAAAUGUGGUUUUUACACCCGUAAAUUAACUGUGUAUGUACAGAAUAGGAUUUAGUACUAAAAGGUGAAGUGAUAACAGUGUGAGUGACUUUGAGGAUUUACUAAUUUUUGCAGGGUAAUGGAUGAAAAUUGAAAUUUCAUGAAAAUGGAUAUUAGUAUAAGCAGUACGAAUAUUUCAUAAGCAGAGCUUUUUAGGAAUCACAGGAAAAUCUUUAUAUGUAACAUUGUAAUAAUGUAUUACUUUAAUUUUUAUAAUGUAUUACUUUAAUUUUUCUGUUUAUCCACAUUUGCAGUUGUUUUUUCGUGGAAAAAUAAAUGAUGCUGGAGAAAAUUUGAAAUCUUUAGCCAUUUUCUUGUUUUUUAACACAAGAUUUUAUUAUAAUUUGAAGUAGUGUAAUUUAUUAUAGUGUAAUAUAUUGAGUCUGAAUAAAUUGCAGAGCUUUGAUGUGAGAUUACAAACAUAUUCUGUCCUUUAUGGGUGGUUUUCCAGACAGGGGUUUUA